This is a messenger RNA of Dipodomys spectabilis (banner-tailed kangaroo rat), 1530 nucleotides long. Its product is annotated as aquaporin-12-like. The coding region runs from base 1 to 1530 and encodes 509 amino acids. The transcript has 8 exons. NCBI's taxonomy places the organism in Eukaryota, Metazoa, Chordata, Mammalia, Rodentia, Heteromyidae. Gene Ontology annotation, cellular component: membrane; cytoplasm. The record is from RefSeq and is a predicted model, not a curated record. Gene Ontology annotation, biological process: transmembrane transport. Gene Ontology annotation, molecular function: channel activity.
AUGGCAGGUCUGAACGCGUCCCUCUCCUUCCUCUGCGCUGCCUGCGCCCUGUGUGAGGCGGCCAGGAGGGCCGCCCGGGCCCUGCUCCCGGCGGGCGCCUACGGCCUGGCCCGGGAGGCAGCCGGGGCAGCCCAGCUGGCCGCCUGCUGCCUGGAGCUGCGCGCGCUGGCGGAGCUGGGGCCCUGGGCCGGGGGCUUCGGGCCCGACCUGCUGCUCACACUGCUGUUCCUGCUCUUCCUCGUGCAUGGGGCCACCUUCGACGGGGCCUCUGCCAACCCCACCGUGGCCCUGCAGGAGUUCCUCAUGGCGGAGACCACCCUGCCCAGCACGCUGCUCAAGCUGGCAGCCCAGGGGCUGGGGAUGCAGGCGGCCUGCGCCCUCACCCAGCUCUGCUGGGCCUGGGGGCUGAGCGAGCUGCACCUGCUGCAGAGCCUCCUGUCCGCGCACUGCAGCUCGGCGCUGCGCACGUCCGUGCCCCUGGGCGCGCUGGCCGAGGGCACCUGCGCCUUCCUCUUCCACCUGGCGCUGCUCCGCCUGCGGCACAGGCCGGCCGCCUGCAGCGUGCCCGCCCUGGCCCUGCUGGUCACCCUCCUGGCCCACACAGCCGGGCCCCUCACCUCUGCCUUCUUCAACCCCGCCCUGGCGGCCUCUGUCACCCUCCGCUGCUCGGGGCACACCUUGCUGGAGUUCGCACAGGUGUACUGGCUGGGCCCUCUGACAGGGAUGGUGCUGGCGGUCCUGCUGCACGAGGGCCGGCUUCCCCGCCUCUCCCAGAGGAACCUGCUCUACCGGCAGAGGCACAAGUACCGCAGCCCCAGGGGGAAGCUGGCCUCCGGCGCCUCCGACACCCAGACACCCGCAAAGGGACGCUGCAGCCAGGAGCCCAGGCUGCACGGGACUGAGCCUUCUCCCUAUUUUAAGGCCCCUGCGGUUGCUGGACUCACAGCACACCGAGUCCUCCAGCUCCCCACGGAGCUCCCGCACCUCGAGCUUUCUGCCGAGGGGCAGCCCGGCUCCGCAGUCCUCUCAACCUCAGCCUCCCGGAGGAAGGAUGACAGGCAUGGCCACCGGCCACGGGCACCCGAGUCUCACAAGAUGUCAGAUGAACUCUUUUUGGCCUGGCCUGGAGGAGCAGGAAAGGACGAUGCUCUGCGGGAGCAGGAGGGGGAGUGGAAGGCGGAGCGGCAGGGCUCUGGAAGGUGGCCCGGGAGCCCACGUCGGCUCCGCGAGGCCCCCAGGGACCUGGAGUCGGAACAUCGGGGUGGUGAUGACGUGGGGCCCGGGGUGUGCUUUAGCACUCACAUCUCGCACACCAGCGACUUCCCGGGCUGUGGGCAGAUCUCGCACACCAGCGACUCCACAUUUCUGGGCACCAAUCGGGGCCUCCCCACCUCCAUUCCCAGCCAGCGAUUCCAAAGACAGAAGCAGGCGGUGCGGACGCAUCUGGGGCCUGGUGGGCGGCUGGCGCCUCUCCGGCGCGGUGCUCUGCAGGGAGGGGCCCGCACAGGCGGCCUGGCUUCUGGACAGUAG